AUGCAUCAUAUACAACGUAAAUCCUCCAAUGAAACAUUGGCCAGUGUUGGCAUGGACAGUACAUUGGAUUCGCGUAUGUCCAGUGCCGAGGUACCACAAAUGGAAUUGCUGAAAGUAAAUUAUGUACAUCAAUGCAAGGAAGCGCUGAUGACAAAAACUGGAUCCAAACCAAAUUAUAGUUAUAUGGAAUAUAAGCGUAGCCUGCCACAAGUACAAUUAGUUUCAUCUCAGCAGCAGCAGCAACAACGUUCUAAAAAUGUGGCCCGAAUUUCUGUUGUCAAUCGUUAUGAGGCCCCAAAUAAGCCGCUACCACCCCUACCACCUCCAACUGUGGAAUCAUGGCAAUUUUUACAAAAUCCCACACCUCAGCGUACCACAAAUUCACCACCAAAAUUUGUUAAACCUCCCGGUUCCACAUCAUCCGCCUGUUCGGUAUUUUCAAAUGCUUCGUCCUCCACUACCAGCUGUUGUCAUUCCUCCUCAUGCAGUGCGAAUGGUGGAGGGGAUUGUGAUGCCGAUACUGGUUGUGAAUCGGAUAAUACUCUCAAUGGAGAUUGUGAAAAAUCGAAUAGUUGGGAUUAUCGUAAUCGCAUAUCCACCUGUGACAUACGGCGUGAUAUUGCCCGGGCUGGUAUAAAAUCUCGAGCAGAUCGCAUUGCACGCAUAGAGCUAACGGAGUGUGAACAUGCCGGGCCAAAAUCCAAGGAGGCAGUGGCCAAAAUUAAUAAAAUGCCGGCUCCAAUACCACACAAGGAACCAAAUCGAAGGCUAAAACCUGUCUCGGAAGAUCCGACAAGAUUUCGUCAAUCUUUAAGUAUUAAAAGUGCGGAAUGUUUGGAAUGUUUAAGCCAGCAGGAAAUGGGUAAAGAGGAUAAAUCAUGUUGUAAGGAGGGUGGUAAGGAGGAGAACCAUAAAAGUGCCGGACACAAGGAUAGGAAAGCCAUCUCCAGAAUACCCAAACCCAUAACAGAUGGCAGAAUUCGCCAAGAGGCUUUUCGUUAUGUGGAUAAUGAAAAAUCUCCGCCAGAAAAUUCUCUACCCAUAGAUCAAAAUCUCUUGAGAAAUACCCGUCUCCCGGCUGGACAAUAUACCAAGGCCAAAGUGGAAAGGGUACAUAUUCGCAAGAAACGUCAACCUCUACUGAUUAUUAAUCAAUUGAAUGAACCGAACAACGAGGGGGGAGAGGAGAAGCCGGAGAAGGAUAAAAAUACCUGUGGUUAUAAAAAUUGUAAUUUUAAAAAUUGUCCCAUGUCCCGCUCUCAACAUGAUCUGUCCACAAUGCACCAGCAGGAAGAUGACAAACUUAAACGUUUAUCCCUGGAAAGUAAUUCCGAUUCGGGGGUAUCCUCAUCCAAUGAUGAACAUAAGAAACCCGCAAACUCAUCAUCCGUCAACUCAAUGAAGGCAGCGGAUAAUUUAAAAAACCCUGAAAAGUGCUCGGAUAUAAAAAAGGCCGCCGGAAAAUCCGAGCACUUUGAUACGGAUUUUGGCUAUGAUAAAUAUAAAUUGAGUAAAAAUUUAGAGGAACCCAUUAAGCCCAAUAUCUCCUGCCACUCCUCGGGCACAUCACACAUUACCAUCCAAGUGGGUAAGACCUCGAUUACCUCCUUUUCGGGCCACUACAACAACAAUCUGGCGGAUCCCAAUGAUGUUACAAAUUUCGCCAAGAAGAAUCUGACCAAGGCCACCACAAAUGAGGCUCUCAAUAAUUCCAUAUCCUCUAAAUCCAACACAUCAUCCUGUUCAGGAGGUACCAUUUCAAAUACGCCCAAUCCGACCAAACAGUGCAACAUCGAAAAUGAACAGCGUUUGAAAAUUCAAAAUAAUUUACAAAAAAGUAAUCUAACCAAAAUUCGCAUCGAUGAUGAUUGGAUCAUGGAUCAUAGUAAUGAGCAUGCGGAUGAGGAUUUCAUCGAGGCCGAUUCGCUGAUGAUAACUGAAACUAUGAUGUCAACACCACCAUCAUCGGCUGCCCACAAAAAACCCUUGAACACUGGGGAUAAUUCUGUGAAAAUUUUUGUAAGAAGUUCGGGACAGAAUUCACAUGACCUAACCCGAUCAUCGUGUAUAUCGGCCCAUUCAUUUGUCUCCCAAACAUCGGUGUGUACACAAAACUCCUCAGCCCAUUCGACCUGUUCAUCGAGCAGUUGUUGUAGUUCUUCUGCCAGUUCGUCGGAUUCAUCAUCGGGUUGUUCAGCCACUUCGUCCCACAAUGGGGAUAAUCAAUCCCUAUGCGAUUCCGAACGGGAUUGUUGUUGUCAAUUUAACGAUACGAAUGGGAUAUUCUUCAAUCGUCCAUCCUCAUCGAUAUCCGAUGAUCAAAGAGCCUGUGCCGGAUCACCAUUGAGCAGUACCGAUGCCAUUAGUGAAAUAAGCAGUUGUGUAACCUGCUCCUCGGCCCAAAGCACGGUUGUGGUGGCUCCAAAUGCCAAUAACAACAACAACAAUUCGAAACAGUUGGCCUGUUGUCAAACGGAUAGUGGGGUAUUUUGGAAUAGCUCCUAUGGUUCACUGGAGGAUGGCCAACAGUUGGAGGAGGACGAGGAUGAAAAUGAUUUACCCUGCUAUUGUAGUAUGUCCAGUUGUGAUGAUGAUAAUUGUUCAUACUAUGAGGGGCAGCAGGGUGAUCGGGAGAGAUCAGAUAGCAGACAGCAGCAGCAGAAACAUCCGAAAAGGGAUAAUAUUAAAAUUGAAAUUAGUCACUCAUCAUAUCGUCACGAAGAAAAGCAGACACAACCCUCAGCGAAUCUAAGACAUCAUACAAAUCGACAUCAAUUACAGCUGCAGCAGCAACAACAUCAGCACCAACAACCUCCACAAUUACCCAAACGUAAUGUACGCAUGAGUACCGGCAAUCAAAUAUUGAGGAAGACUGAUGUUAUUCACGAAUUACGUCCUCGAUCCAUGGAUUGUGCCAUGGAUUCGGGUGUUUCAUUAAACGGUGACAAUGGUUGUAAUUCCGAUGCCGGUGAAAGUCAACAGGACAUGGAAGCCAGACGUUUGAAACGUGGCCAUGUACUAACCGAACUAUUGGAAACCGAACGUAUCUAUGUCAGCGAAAUGAGUUCAAUAUUAAAGGGUUAUUGUGACCAAAUGCAUUCGGAAGAGAUGAUGCAUCUGGUGCCGGCCAGUUUACAGGGCAAAGAAGACAUCCUCUUCGGUAAUCUUCAUGAGCUCUACACAUUUCACAAUGACGUAUUUCUCAAGGAUUUGGAGAAUUGUAUAUCCACGACAGAAUUGGUGGCAUUAUGUUUUGUACAAAGGCGUGAUACUUUUUAUCGUUUAUAUUCAUUCUACUGCCAAAAUAUCCCACGAUCAGAUCGUCUACGUGAAACACUGGUCGAUACACAUCUCUUCCUGCAAGAAUGCCAAAAACGUUUGGGCCACAAACUGCCCCUAGCCGCGUAUCUACUGAAGCCCGUUCAACGUAUAACCAAAUAUCAAUUGUUACUUAAGGAUCUGCUACGGUUCAGUGACAAUGGCAGUUGCACGAAAGAGCUGCAAAAGGCUCUGGACUGUAUGCUGAUUGUGCUGAAGUGUGUCAAUGACUCAAUGCAUCAAGUGGCUAUAACGGGAUUCCCGACCGAUUUAUCUCAACAAGGCGAAUUAUUGUUGCAAGAUUCAUUUCAAGUAUGGUCUGAAUCGAAAAAAGACAUUCGCCUGCGCAUAAAGCCCCAACAAAGACAUAUAUUUUUAUAUCAAAAAUCUAUGCUAUUUUGUAAGCAAACUUCGAAGCCGGGCCACAAUAAGAGCACCUAUCAGUUCAAGCAUUAUCUAAAGAUGUCUCAAAUCGGUCUAACCGAAUCCGUGCGCGGCGACACAAAACGUUUUGAAGUUUGGUUACAGGGCCGCCAAGAGGUACACACUCUGCAGGCGCCAACCUUGGAAAUCAAAAACAAAUGGGUGGCCGAAAUCAAAAAAGUCCUGCUAACCCAAUUGGAAGAGUUGAAAGGUGAGAAAAUCAAACAGUAUGGUCUAAAUCAUCGUGGCCUCAGACAGACAACAUCAUGGGAUACACCCAAUAUCUUGUUGGGUGGCCCCGGCCGUACCAUUAGUUGUGAUGCAUCGUCGGAAUCAUCGAAUCGUAACUCGAAUUGUAGUAGUAGUGAUGAUAAUUGUACAACAAUAAGUUUGGGCAGUGGUAAUACAAAUUCGGGAUCCGGAGCAGCAACAGCGGCAUCGGAUAAGGAACAUAAUAAUGAGGCAUGCGGUUGGAGUUCAGAUUAUUCGAAUAGUGAAGAUGAAAUGUCAACGGCCGAUGAUAAUAGCAGUACACCGGGAAGUAAAUAUGUAGCCUUAGCCGACUAUGUGGCCGUUGGCCAUUCGGAGGUAUCGAUGCGUGAAGGUGAUACGGUUGAACUGCUUAAGGUUGGCUGUGCCGGUUGGUGGUAUGUGCGAAUAUUAGAUACCAAUGCUGAAGGUUGGACCCCAGCCGCGUACCUGGAAUCGAUCAAUCGAAAAUCUUCUCGAUCAUCUAGCCGGAACCAAGAACGUUUAAAUUUACAUAAAAUGCAGGAAUAA
Messenger RNA from Musca vetustissima, 4521 nucleotides. RefSeq lists its product as uncharacterized. Bases 1 to 4521 code for a protein of 1506 amino acids. Gene Ontology annotation, biological process: intracellular signal transduction. The transcript is spliced from 11 exons. The record is from RefSeq and is a predicted model, not a curated record. Gene Ontology annotation, molecular function: protein binding; guanyl-nucleotide exchange factor activity. Lineage: Eukaryota; Metazoa; Arthropoda; Insecta; Diptera; Muscidae. Gene Ontology annotation, cellular component: cytoplasm.